UUAAUGCAGCUGAGCACCAGCAAGAGACCAUUGUUAGCAAUGUUUCUGUAGCGCUCAUGUGAUUGCAGAGUUUGCUAAACAAUUGGCCACUGUAUUGAUGCAAAUAAUCAUGAUAUUAUUCUGCUAGGUAGGCAUGGUCUACUUUGUUUGCUGUACAGGGUCUUCAUGUUGCUCUACACCCUGAUUUGGUGUAUGUACUCUGGCCUGCUGUUCUCCAAUCUCAAGUGGCUUCUUCAGCCACCUGACCUACUGCCUGAUGGUCAUCUACCACCUGGUUGCUUCCUGUAACCUGGCCUGUGCCACAGUCCUAGUCAGGUGCCACAGCAGGGACCAAAUAAAGACCUGCUCUGGAGGGGACCAAACUAGAGAGCGUGGAAUCGGAGCAGAGCCCUUGGGUCCUUUCCCUCUCCCCUCUCUCCUCUUCAUCUCCCCGAGACUGCAGUGGUUCCUCCACAGCCUGAUGUGUGCCUUCUGCCUCGCUGUGUCCUUCCUCUACUGGAGCCUUGACUACCCCAUGGAGAACCACCCUCUGUCCCCAUUCAACCUCAAAAUGCACAUGGGAAAUUCUGCCCAGGCCCUGCUGGACCUUCUCCUAUCAGCAACGCCCAUCUACCUGGCCCACUACCUCUAUCAGCUCCUCAUUGGCUGCCUUUACAUCCUGUUUGCUGUGGUCUACUGGCUGGCAGGCCAAACCAACCUCAGUGGAAAGCCCUACAUUUACAAGGUACUGGACUUUGGAGGGUGCCCCUUGGUGGCCACUCUGUGUGUGCUUUGCUUUGUUCUGGUCUGCUUUCCCCUCUGUCACUUCCUGGUGUGGAAUGUGCAACUGCUGAGGAGGCAGCUGGCGGGCAGGGUAAGGGGAGAGAGGCUGAGAGGCUUGGUGGUGGGGGGAGGGGGCGGCCCGGUGCCGGUCUCCCUCUUGGACCCAUUCUCCUCAGUGUUAACCCCCAGGAGGAGGGGAGAGGUCUGCGGCGAUGGGGCCACUCAGUCCCUACUCUCAUCCACCACCAGUCAUUUCUACAGUGCUGUCACUGUCUACCUCUGAGGUCCAGUCUGAACUAACAUAGAGCUUGAUGCCAUGUUGUUUUACAUGUUCUGCAUAAUGUCAUCCAUCUGUGUUGUCCUGUCCCUGUCAGGCCAAACAAUACGAUGCUUAACAGAUCUUCUCUUCACUUUGUAGUGUGUGGUGUUAUAGUUGCCUGAUCCAAAAGGUAACAUCACAGUGGCCAAACUAUGUUAGACUUUGUAUCACCAGGGGGCAGUAACAGUAUUAGUUGCUUUGAUCGAACGUGUUCAGCCUUAAUCAAUUCAAAUAGUAGGAUCAAUAAAUUAGCCAGCUUACAUGAUUAACACUGAAAUUCUAGAGUAGGCUCAAGUUGGGAGUGGGAGUAACAAGUCAUUAAUAACAUGCUGGUUUUAGGGUUGUUGUUUUUUCUGAAUAUUGUACAAGUUUGUUAAAUUGCAUAUUUUAUCGAAACUACAAAACUGUGGAUGGAUCCUACUUGCAGAAUACACAGGCCACUGUUGUCCUGUCCAUCCUCACACAAAGCAAAUAACACAGCUGCACAUGAAGUCUAAAAUAUGAAUGAGGCUUAUGUGAGCAGACUGGUGUGCCAAUAAGAGCAAUGAAGAAAAUAUAUGGUAAUUUGACAUUAAGAAAAUUGUGGGACUUGCUCUACCUGUUUAAAAUAAUAGUUGUGGUCGUUGAAGAAGUUAUUACAGUUUUUACUUAAACAAAACAAACAAAGCAGUUAAAAUAUAGUGAAAGUUAAAUGUAAAAUAAUUGGUCUGAUUACUUUGAUAUACUACUAUAUCAACCUUAUUACUUUGGAUAGAGGGGAAAGUUAGAUCACACAUUUCAUCAGAAAUAACUACACUCGGACUACUACAUUUUUUUAUACUCUCCUACUAAAAUACCACAGUAUAUGACAACGUAAUAAUAGAGCACAGAAGACAAUGAGGCAUUGUUGAAGUUUUAAACAAGUCAAAUAUUUUAUUUUUUACAACUUAUUUUGAUGACAGAGCGAUCAGUGGGAAGAGGGCCGGAAAGGGGGAACCCCUUCCCUCAGAGCACCUCUGCUUCCAGGGGGGACACUCAAGUUAACUGAGCAUAGCAUAUAAAGGGUCCGUUUUAGUUUUUUUUUUAUGUAAUUUUCUCCGUUUCUCCAGUUGUUGUUUUUAUUUUUUCAGGUUUUCCCUCAAAAUCACACUAUUAAUAGAAAAACAACAAUACUUAAACUACAUCAGGAGACCACUUUUGAGGUCUGGAAAUGUUUUAUUAAAUGUAGAUUUUUGGGUGUAGUUACCCUUUAAUGCAGCUGAGCACCAGCAAGAGACCAUUGUUAGCGAUGUUUCUGUAGCGCUCAUGUGAUUGCAGAGUUUGCUAAACAAUUGGCCACUGUAUUGAUGCAAAUAAUCAUGAUAUUAUUCUGCUAGGUAGGCAUGGUCUACUUUGUAGUUAACAUUUAAUUGAGGAGGUUUUGGGAAAGCCUUUCCAUCUCUACCAGAAGAAGGUUAUCGUUAGCAUCAUCGCAAACGGCGACAUAAGGUGUAGACAUACAGUACGCGCGCGCACCGCGCACACACACAAGUUCAAUACAUUUAGUAUUGGAAAUUAGUUGCGCUAUGAAGACAGCUCCCUCCAAGGCAUGUGUUGCUAGGCAACCCCCCUGCAAUUACCUGGGCAGUCCUGCUCCCUCGAUGGCUAAAACCAGUGUGAGAAACGUGCUAAUUUAGCAGACACUCUUAUCCAGGGUUAAGUGCCUUGCUCAAGGGGCACAUCAACAGAUUUUUCACCUAGUUGGCUCAGAGAUUCAAAUCGGUCACCUUUCAGUUAGUGGCCCAAUGCUCUUAACCGCUAGGCUACCUGCCGCCUAACAAAAGUUUGUGGUAGUGUUGUUAGACAAAGCAAGGAAAGUGAACUUCAAAACAUGAUGUAGUUUUAUUGGAAUCUGCAGCUGUUGUUGGUAACUAAUGAAUCUGCUAGCUUCUGACAUGACUUACUGCAUCUUUAAUGACAGCAGUUGAUAUAUUACUACAACGGAUCUACCUCUUGAAUGUUAGAAGCUAUUCCUGUUCUGAGAAUUAAAGGACGAUUUCAUACGUUCAAAGUUUUUGGUAAAGUGGUCAAAGUAGCUGAUUUGUGUCAAAAGUUACAUUGUUUACAGUUAAUAGAAUAUAAUGUUGGGAGUCAUGUCGUCACAAUGGCCCUUUAGAAUUCUGAGGAAAUCCCAUGAAAGUGGAUGGAGGACAAAAAAUAAGUUUAAAAAAAGCGUAAUCUUUUUUUUUUUAAGUAUAAAAGAUAUCAAAACGUUGUAUACAAGCAUACUAUUUCAGAACAAUCGGCACGUUUUAAAGUUUGAAUGACGUUUCUAGCUUAAACAGUGUAGGAGGAGUAGUGUUCCAAAGAAAAAUAAUAUGAAGUAUGAUGAAGAUUUAGAAUGGGACAUUUGCUUCGCAAGUCCCAUUAAUUACACGCAACCACCCCCCAAUUCCUUAUUCGUUUGUCACAUAAAGAACUGACACAUUACAUUAUAGCCAAAAUGUACCAUACUCAUAUUAGUAUGCCAUCAGUUGGAGGUAAGAGCACUACAACACACCUUUCUAUCCCCCAGCACUUGGGGACUGGUAGUAGCCCAGUCUCCCUCCUGAAUUGGGUGGAUUAGUGUAAAGUGGGGGCAAGUCGUGACAUCCCAAGUUCUUUACUGGAACUCGGCUUUUAAGGGGCAGCACAAAUAAUGGUUUAUUCGAGCAGGUUUCAUUUACUUAACAAAGAUGAGGAUAAUAGCCCGGCAAAAUUCCUGCUGCUUUCAUACAAUCACAUCAGGUGGUGUGUGACCGGAUUGGCCUGCUUGGCCCGAGUCUCCUCUCUGAUUGACAGCGUGACAGCCAGGCCUCAGCAAAUUAAGUGACAUUAAGGCAGUCCAGUGACAGCCAGCCUUCAUCUCCUUGUUGAUUAAUACCACAGCGACAAAAUGAGAGGUCUAUUCCAUCUGCAGACGGUAAAUGGGAACAUUUUGGCAGUUGUCAUCUUAGUACAACUAAUUGGGGACUUGCUGGAAUGCAUCAUAUCAGUUUACAAGGAGUUUUAUUUAACACAAUAGCCACAGAUGCACAGUCAUGGGUGUAGAUUUUAAGUCUGAAGAAAGGGUUAAAUGUGAUGCUAUCUUUACUGACAUUUUACCUUAGUACAUAUUCCUCGAUUUUUUCCCAGAUUUCCAGAGCAUGAUCUGUGAUCUCUCCAGACAGAGGGUUUUGACCAUUAUACAGUGCCUUGCGAAAGUAUUUGGCCCCCUUGAACUU
This is a messenger RNA of Oncorhynchus mykiss (rainbow trout), 4302 nucleotides long. RefSeq lists its product as uncharacterized. Lineage: Eukaryota; Metazoa; Chordata; Actinopteri; Salmoniformes; Salmonidae. The record is from RefSeq and is a predicted model, not a curated record. Gene Ontology annotation, cellular component: membrane.